GCUUGGCCCCUCCUUUUCCGUUUCCGGCAGCCGUCGCCCCGAGACGGUAACCGCUAAGGCUCGUGCUUGUCGUGGAGGUAGGCCGCCCGCCCGACCGGAUUAAGAGACCGAAGGUUGAAGAGAAAGGGGAUUUGGGAGAAGGAUUUUGCACAAUGUCUGCCCAUCUGCAAUGGAUGAUUGUGCGCAACUGCUCAAGUUUCCUUAUCAAGAGGAAUAAGCAAACAUACAGCACUGAACCCAACAAUCUUAAAGCCCGCAACUCCUUUCGCUACAAUGGAUUAAUCCAUCGCAAGACUGUUGGGGUGGAGCCAGCUGCUGAUAGGAAGGGCAUUGUUGUUGUCCUCAAGAAGCGUGCAGGCCAGCGGAAGCCAGCCACUUCCUAUGAGAAGAUCACCAUCAACAAAAAUGCUUGUGCUACUCUUAGCAGCCUCCGCCACAUCAUCCGCAAGAACAAUUACCGCAAGGACCUACGCAUGGCUGCCCUGCGUCGUGCCAGUGCAAUCCUUCGCAGCCAGAAGCCAGUGGUGGUGAAGAAGAAGCGGACCAGGGCUACCAAGGCUGCAUAAUAACUGUUGUCAAAUUAUCCAAUAAAAGUUUAGAACCAGA
Molecule: messenger RNA, 606 nt
Organism: Pogona vitticeps (central bearded dragon)
Lineage: Eukaryota; Metazoa; Chordata; Lepidosauria; Squamata; Agamidae
Source: RefSeq, a predicted model, not a curated record